ACAAGUCGAAACGAAGUGAGAUUAAUGGAUUUAAUCGCGAAAAAUCAGUGAUAAGCUCGCGAAUAAAUGGUCCCUCAUUAGGACCGCCCAAUGAACUGGAGCUAUAAAAGCCAAAAAACUGCUGCUCACCAUUCACAGUUUUCACCGCAAGCCAAAGCAAAAUGCAGCCUCCGCCGAAGACUUAUUCCUGGCCGCUUCUCUUGGUUGUCCUUUUUGCGGGCAUUAGCCUGGCCAGGUCCGCGCCGCGUCAGGCGUCUAGUACCUACGUCAUUCCGCUGCCCUGGAACGAUCUAAUUAGGACCUUCAAUUUCCCAGAGUCGCAGGAGAAGUCCCAGGAGAUUCCCGAGCCGCGUGCGCUCUCUGUGAACCUAGAGGAUACGAGUGCCGGCCGACAGGAGGAGGAGGAGGAGGAUGAUCUGCAGCAGGUUCUGCUGCUGACCAGUGGACUGACUCCCGCCCAGAUUGCCCAGCGUAGUCGGGGCCGAAACAAUGAGGGCAGGUUCUUUGGGCGCGGCGGCACCACCGUGGUGGUGAUCUCCGGCUUAUCCGGCGCUGUCAACAACACUAACAACAACAGUAUUGUGACCACUCCUGCCACCACAACCACAACGGGCACUCGAACCUCGGAGUUUAUCCGGACGCCAAUUGCUUACCCGGCCGGAUAUCCCAUGCAAUACUACCGGAAACGGCAGAACGACGGCGCAUCGAUGUCCUAUCCGGAGCUCUUCGGCUGGAACGAGGCGGCCUUCUACGGCGGAGAUUUGAGUGGUUUGGGUGGACUCAAUGGGGGCUAUAGUCUGCCGGGCGUCCCCUUGGUGCCAAUCACCGUUGGCAACGAGGUGAGGUACGUCCCCAUGAAUCUCCGCAUGCUACGGCAGUUUGUCGGUGGUCCCACUUCCUUUGCUCCCCCUCCACCGCCGGCCAUCAGGGAGCAGGAUGAUCAGCUGGAGGACGACGAUAUAGCCGCCUUGGCCUUGGGCCCCGAACUAGAAGUACUAGACGACAACACCAAUGAGGGUGGCCCGGAGGUCACAAGUCAAGUCACUGGUCACUCGGUCGGCGAUCCAUCGGGCUUUGGACUCCUUGGCCAGCGGUUGAGACCUCGUCCGUUGGUCAGAAGGCGACCACUGCAGACACUGGCCCAGAAUAUUCGCCGGGUGCAGUACCUCAGGAAGUAAUGGCCGCACAAAGAUACCAGAUCAACAUGACCGUAAUGACCACUAGACUUAAAUUUUUUUUUUUUUAAAAGCGAAAAUAAAUGAAAUGUAAGGGAACGUAAAUCUUGU
Molecule: messenger RNA, 1286 nt
Organism: Drosophila santomea
Lineage: Eukaryota; Metazoa; Arthropoda; Insecta; Diptera; Drosophilidae
Exons: 1
Coding region: 162-1178 (338 amino acids)
Source: RefSeq, a predicted model, not a curated record